AUGCUUGCCAUGCUACCUUCCACACCAGGAGGAACAUUUGUUAUGACCGUUAAUUGGUGGUCAUUAAAAUCCAGAGCUUACAAAACCAACACUGCCACAGAAACGGAGAAUGGAGGCAUUUUAUUUAUUCCUCUUUACUAUCAUAAAUAUAAGGAGAUCUGUAACUUUCUGAAAUUUGUGUACGCACCUCUAAUCAGAAAUGGACUGCUGAUUGUUGCCUCAGAAAUCUCUCUGGCUGGUAGACUUUCAUUUUGUGCAACAAAUGUUAUUGAUCACUGUUUUUGUGAGCACAUGGCACUGGUUCAGUUAGCAUGUGGAGAUACAUCUAUUAAUAACAUUGUAGGACUUUUGACUGUUUUUCUUGUGCCGGCUUUAGAUUUUAUUCUCAUUACUGUUUCCUAUAUUGCGAUUUUUACCUCUGUUUUCAAAUCUGGCAAAUCUCACACGAAGGCCUUAAACACCUGCAUCACUCACUUAAUUGUCCUGUCAGUUGCUUUGAUUUCUGCUUUGAUUGCAUUUCUAUCAUACAGAAUAAGAAACAACAUUUCUUCCAAUAACCGUAUAGUUAUAAGUGUCAUGUACUUAUGUGUUCCAAGUUGUUUUAACCCAAUAAUCUAUGGAUGGAGAACAAAGGAAAUAAGACACGUUUUUCUGAAAUUUAUAAACCAAAAGGUCUUUUCUUUAGAAAAAUGA
Molecule: messenger RNA, 693 nt
Organism: Puntigrus tetrazona (Sumatra barb)
Lineage: Eukaryota; Metazoa; Chordata; Actinopteri; Cypriniformes; Cyprinidae
Product: olfactory receptor 52L1-like
Biological process (GO): G protein-coupled receptor signaling pathway
Cellular component (GO): membrane
Molecular function (GO): olfactory receptor activity
Source: RefSeq, a predicted model, not a curated record